GUGUGGGCGGGGCAUACAGCGAGGAAAACAACGCGCAGCAGCUGCUGAAAGUAUAGAAGAGAGAACCUGCAACGGAGACAACUGAGAAGAUGCUGGGAGGAGGGAGGAAGGGGACGGGCUCCGCUGCUGUGCUCAAAUACGACCAGACAGGCGAGUCCUUGCAGCAGGAACCGGACGACGGCGGAGAAGGCAAGACGACGACAGGAGAAAGGAGAGAUGAAGAGGUUGCGUGUUCGGUGCUCACCCCAGAGCAGAUCUUCAGCCAGCUGUCGAUGGUGCUUCAGACUCGCUGUCCCCUUCCCGCGGGUUCCAGCAAAGAAGCAGAGCGGGACGCAGAUGGUUGUUCGGCACCACCCGACGGCUCAUGUGGCGUUACUCGGAAGCUCAGCAGCAAGACAAAGAGAGGGAGGGAUGCGAAAACGCGGAAGGCGGCGGCAGGGCAGCAGCAGACAAAGCGAGCCAAAACGACGGCGGAGAAAAGGGUCGAGAAACGGCCGCCGCGUCGGCGACAGCGUCACUACCAACCGCGUCGUCGCCCUUCAGCUGCGCCUCUCUCUGCGGAAAAAAAUCCGCCGGAGACCGUCGCAGAGAGCGAGUCAUCUUCGACUACUGUGCGCUCCUCCGCCUCCUUUGCCUCUCCGCUAACGACGCAACCUCGGACUAGCUGCGGUGUGCAUGUAGUUGUCAUAUCACCACAGACACUGUCCCCUUCUCUUCUUCCUACUACUACUACUAGUGCUGCUUCUAACCCGUCGUCACCUCUUUCGCCGGCUACGCCAUUUGUAUCCAAGGCCAACCCACCAUCCGCAGACGAAAACACCAGCGUUGCUAUGGAGACGCCUGGCAACGCUCAAGGGCAAGACGGGCCGCAUAACAAAGGAGCAGCAGAAUCUAGUAACAGUAACGAUUCACAGAUCUCUAGCAACCCUCGUCCACCAAGAAGUGAAGCUUUCGCAAAAAAUCGUGCCAAACAGCAAUCUACUAGCAGGGAGAAAUCUAUGUCUUCAGAUGAUGGCCGUUUAUGUUUCUCGCAUCCAAUCACUACUAAUAGAACCAGCAAACUUCCAAAUGAAGGGAUUUCUGUUGAUACUCCUGUUGGGAAAAAUGAUAACUUACGACGUGCUCCACUCGACUACGAGCUUUUGGGUCGACUCAUCGGCGAAGAUACCCUGACAUCGUUCUACAAGAGUUUCCGCGCUCACCCUCUCUCCGAGGACUUGGAGAUCCGACUCCUUGACCCCCUGAGGGAAGAGGGGUCGAAUUUUCACCACCACGACGUCGGGGGGUCUCUGACGGCCCCCAAAAACCUGCCUUGCUGGCUGCAAAUCACACGAAAACGUAUGCACAUUGACCCAAAUAUUGGUCCCAUGUCCCUCGCACGCAUCCUCGUCUCGAACACCGGCAUCAUCAAAUUCCAGCACCUGUUCCCCGUCAUUCGAACAGCGUUCAUGCACCACAUGAAAAGCUGCAAUAUCUCGGCCUUACUCGGCGAGCUAAGCCCUCGGAAAGUCCUUUGCCCCGGACUUCCAGAUUACCUCUCGCAUCAUUCGACUCUCGGAUACCACCCAAAAGGAACUGAGGGUGAUUCAUACCCAAACUCCCGAUUACCGUCGUUUCGAUCACCGCGAGUGCCCCAUGUUUCACAUCCCCGAGUCGAACCUUCGCUGGAAGAGGCAUUUCCCCGACAACAUGUGCACCAAGUGCAUCCAGCUCCAUUCGUUCAUUCUGAGGCUCCUUGAAAAAAUGCCGUUGCCCGCAGCCCCACCUCAAAAGAAGUGCUCUCGUUACACCACCGGGACUUCGUUGGUCGAGAACGGAGGGCUGUCUUCCUCCGCGAGUGAAGUCGAGUCCCCUCCCCACGGAUCCUCGUUCCCCGACCCUCAUUCCGUACCAGCAGUUUCCGAGGAAACCACAACCCCCCUCUCCACCUCCAUGGCAACACCGGUCGCCACGACGACACCGGUCACCGUGACAACAACAGAGGACACCUCGAACAGCAGUGUGUUGGCAACGUACUACAGAGAGUCCUUGGGGCAGAGGUUUAUAUCCACCCUCUCCACAUCUCCUUCUUCCUCUUCGCCUUCCCUCCUCCCCCCUCUCUCCCCUCAUCGUCUCUCUAGCUAGCUUACAGCUGUGACGCCAUACCAACAACACAUUGCUAUAGUUCAGCUCAGUUCACACGUUUUAAUACACACUUAUGUAGUAUCUGAUGAUGAUUAAGUUUCAAAAAACGAAUGAAUGAUCCUAGGGGCGAAUUAGAUACACACUGAGACCAGCUUUUUGUCUGUGGUUUCAGUAAUUAGUAUGUUACACACCUGACCUCGUAG
Molecule: messenger RNA, 2327 nt
Organism: Geodia barretti
Lineage: Eukaryota; Metazoa; Porifera; Demospongiae; Tetractinellida; Geodiidae
Source: the annotation of a GenBank genome assembly